GCGACACGUGUACUUCAGACGGCGGCUCGUUAUGUGUUGCAAGAAAUAUGAUCCCUCCAAUCGUUGAAACUCAUAGAUUACCAAGUGUGCUGCAGGCUUUGGCUUUUACUCGUUACAGAAGUGUAACAUGCUGCCGAACUUUUUUUUUUUCAAAUCACAUGGCACGACACCAACUGGUUAUGCUGCAUGCAGGACUUACAUACAGCAGAACAAGCCAGGGGAUCGAGGGAAGUCGAGGAAUGUCAGAUAUUUCUUCACCUGGAGGACGUCGUAGCCAUGUCAGACGCCGACGCCGAUGGCCUGUUUGAGUGCGUGGAGGCUAUCCGUUCAGACUAUCAAAUGGAACCGAAAAUGGCAGCAUACGUGUUCUUGUUCAAGGGGCACCACGGGACAGCAAAAAAAAACGUCACUUUCCACGUAAAGCCAGGUGCCACUCCGGACAGAAUCACCAUGUAUUUCGACAACCAUACUGAAGAGGAAUUCGAAGCCCAAUAUUUGUACACGGAUUAUAAAACCUGCGCAAUUGUUACAGGCCCCUAUGAAGGUGAAAGGUGCCUACUACUGGUGUCCAAGGAUAUGGCAGAAGACGUACCAGACUCCUGCUUAGCAAAUUUUGCAGACAUGUGUGGUGUGUCAGACAACUUGUACAGCAAAGAGCUGUGUCCGGAUGACGAAUAAUACAUUUCGAGUGCUGCAUCUCAGUUUGUAGGGUUAAGUCGCGAAGUUCGGUUCUGUUACUUGCACCGAAGCUCAUUUAUUCACUUUUAUUGCAGCUUCGCUCUUUUUCUAGCACACAUUUUAGCUGAAUCCAUUCGCUUUUAAAGCCGAAGAAUCGACGGGCAUACGUGCAGUGGCAAUAUUGCCGAAGCUGGUGAUUCGCCGGGAGUUUACAAUUUCCUGAAGCUGUUUAUAGACGGCAGCACUUAUCUUCUCUGAAGAUGCUUGGAUAUAUUACCGAUAGAUUACAGUACUAUGCUGUGUCGUUUGAACGCACUUUUUUUAGGUUUUCGUUUUUUUGUGAUGGUGUAAGGCGGCAGAAGGAAUUGCAGCGUCUUGUGGACGACGUGCUCUCUCCGAGCUUGACAUAUUGGAUAUCUUCUUUGAUAGCGACAGGGAUGGCCAGCCUCAAGCCAAUGUGAGGUGUGUAAGGAUAAAGGAAAAAAAAUUUAAAGCCGCCGCUGGGAGUGCGAAAAAUGCGGUGCUGCUCUUCACAUGCCUGAGUACUUCAAGAUUUUUCACUUUCGGUGAAAAAAAUGCUUGGUACGGAUGACCCGCACGCUCGAGCGCGGCGGGCGGCAGCGAAUGGGGUAAAAACAAGGCGACAAUUGUGAGCAACAAAGCAGAUUUGCAUAAACACUUUUUGAAGUCAUCUUCGUAUAAAAAGGGGGUGGUAUUUCAGGUUCAAACUAACGUUUAAUACGAAUGGAUUGCGAAAUGGCCUGGAAAAUUGUCAUUCUGUUGAACCUGCUAUAAAAGGGGAAUAUCUACAAGAAACCUAACGUUUUUAUCAAUCAAUGAUGGCAUUUCCUACGGUGCCAAAAUGAAGAAUAUACAUCACCUCAAUAAGGUGAAAAAAGUGGAACACUGACAAAGUCAAAAAAUUUCUGAAAAGUUAAACAAUGUUUUGGCUCCCACACGGGAGCCUUGUUUAAAAUUUGUCCAGAAAAGCGAUAUGAGACUACGUUAAGCGAAUUGUCUCGCAUUUCUAUGUUGACCUCAUCCGCUUUCCUUUGUCUUGUGUAAAGUGCUUAUGCUUACUUAGGGCAUCUGGUGAACAAGGUGAGCCAAACGCCUUUUAUGUUCCACGAAUAUUUUUCUUGGUCAGUGUUCCCCCCUUUUUACAUGCCUUUUGCCGACCAGGCGUCAAAUCCGUCAAGACCUAGAUUUGGUCACCUACAAACGAACGCAUGAAUAUAUGAGAAGACCGGGAUUGACCAACUCUAAAGCUCUUUUUUAUUCCCAAAAAGGAAACGCGCCAGCUCAAGCGCCAGGAAGCAUCUGAAGAUCAGUAAUGAUGGUGGCUAUGUACAUAUGAAAACGAUGAAGUGCACUAUAGUGCUUACAAUAUACAUACAGGGCAAACACUUCUUCGGCAGUGUGAUGUUCGCAGAUGCAUAAAACGGCCAAGGCAUGGUCACUUAUUCCUUCCUUGGUUAUCAGUGUAACUGCGGGUACUCUGGCCGUUGUGGUUAGACAUACAAAAAACUGCACUUUUAGCGCUCGUUUUAAUCGGAAUUUCAAUUUGAAAUUGCUGCCUAUAGGCUCCUCCCACCAACCGCUAAUGCCAAUUGGGCAUGGUUUUAUUUAUCCGCAGUGAAGACCAGCACUGUAUUCUGCUGGGAACAAACUCCGAAACCAUCUUCUCUCCGUGUUAAGACAGUGUGUGCCUUCCACUCUGCGCGCAAUAGCAACAACCAUUGUUGGUGAUAUCCUCCCGAGGAAGCAAGCAAUGGCUGCCUUAUAUUUUGGCGGCGCAUUGCGGCCGUAAUGCUUUCGCUAGUUAGAUAAAAACAGCACGAAUCACAUGACUUCGAUAUGCAAAUGCAAAAAUUAUACCAAACACGGGAUGGUGUACCCCAGCUGGUACGAGGACUUCUUUCAUGCUCUUGCAGUCUCUUCCGGUGCUUUGAAAUUCGCUUUCGUUACUACAGGGAGCUGUUCUCAUGCCUCCGAUCUGGAUUCCUUAGCGUUGCCAGACUGCUCUAUGCUUUAGAUACGAUUUAAAAAAAAAAGCUGAGACACGAAUUGUGUACCAUACAAAGUGCGUUCGAAUAUUGAUAACUAGCUGGGGUACACUUACCUUUUUACUUGCAAUGCAUAUUUCAGGCUUGAAAACGUGGUCUGACCGCCGAUUUAAAUUUGAAAUGACGGGAAGUGAACAGGUAAAUAUAGGUAAUGAACAGGUGAAAAACACAGUAGUAAAAGAAUGAAAGAGCAAAACUAAGUUUUUAUUGAGCGAACGUGUGUGCACAAGAGCAGGCUAGACCCAAGCAUAACGAUAGCUGCGAACACUGUCGGCGAUAGUUGAAAUCUGAUCAGUGAGUCAAACUCACUGGCAUAAUCGCUGGUGCCCGCUUGUCUUCAGAAAAGUAUUGCACAAGUGGUGUCGUCCAUGCUGUCUGAUUAUAAAUAGUUCCUGGAAUACGUACACAACAAAUGGAAUUAAGGAUACCAUUCGAGUUAGUAACAAAUCAUACAGGCGCGCCUUGAGGUGAUAAUAUUAGCGGGUCGAAUGCAGUCCCAGGGGAAUAGAUAAUUAAGUACAUGUGUCAAUAUAUGCGGGCUAAUGGCGCAAGGUUUAAUUAUGGCAAAAUACUGUCAACUAGACGACAUAAAGCAGCCUUCAAAUGAGAAGUCACACUCAAAAUUAAACGAUACAGUAACUUUCUCAUCUGGCAGUACAUGUUGAGAGUGAAUGGGUUCCAAGAACUUGUUUAUUGGGAAUCGAUCUAUGUCAGUGUGUGUUGCAUUUGUACACAGCCGCAUCCUUCCCCAAAGCCGUCCGCAUGUGUAUUUGGGGCAUCACGUGAGUCUUAAUAAA
This is a messenger RNA of Dermacentor albipictus, 3541 nucleotides long. RefSeq lists its product as uncharacterized. The record is from RefSeq and is a predicted model, not a curated record. Gene Ontology annotation, molecular function: amine binding. Gene Ontology annotation, biological process: symbiont-mediated perturbation of host defenses. Lineage: Eukaryota; Metazoa; Arthropoda; Arachnida; Ixodida; Ixodidae.